Messenger RNA from Helicoverpa armigera (cotton bollworm), 3809 nucleotides. RefSeq lists its product as uncharacterized. The transcript has 19 exons. The record is from RefSeq and is a predicted model, not a curated record. Gene Ontology annotation, molecular function: heme binding; monooxygenase activity; iron ion binding. Bases 57 to 3233 code for a protein of 1058 amino acids. Lineage: Eukaryota; Metazoa; Arthropoda; Insecta; Lepidoptera; Noctuidae.
AUUUCAGUUGCUAUCAGUAGUGCUUUUGUGUAUGCUGUACUUGCACGUCAAUCAAAAUGUUCGUUUACUUAAUUGGAAUAAUAGUUUUUCUUUGUAUUGUUCACAUAUUGUUUAACUACAAUAAAAGGGCUCGAUUGGUCAGGAAGAUACCAGGUCCUAAAGAUGACUUUAUUUUUGGAAAUGGAUUGACUGUCAUUCGCUCCCCAGUUGAGAUCAUGAAAAUGGGGAGAACAUUGAGCAACGCAUUUAAAGGAAUCUUCAGAGUGUGGGUAUAUCCGAUGGGAGCUGUUUUUAUUUACAAUCCGGAAGAUAUAGAGAUUAUUAUGUCGGGUAUGAAAUAUGGGGAAAAAAGUUUUGUCUACAAGUUUCUGAAGCCUUGGUUAAGAGAUGGAUUACUGGUCAGCAACGGCUCCAAAUGGCAAGAAAGAAGGAAGAUUCUCACGCCUGCUUUUCACUUCAAUAUAUUAAAGCAGUUCUGCGAAAUUAUUGAAGAAAACAGUCACAGAUUCCUUGAUAGCCUAAAAGAAACUGCUGGAAAACCAAUAGAUAUUAUUCCUGUACUUUCAGAAUUCACCCUGAACUCGAUUUGUGAAACGGCAAUGGGCACCCAACUAGGGGACGAUAAUUCAGGUGCUGCCAAAUCCUACAAAAAAGCUAUCUAUGAUAUCGGACAGGUAUUCUUCGAACGAUUCGUCAGAAUAUAUUUGUAUGUCGAUUUUAUACAUAACCUAACCUCGUUGGGAAGAUUGCAAACGAAAUAUUUGAAAAUCGUUCAUAAUUUCACUGAAAAAGUAAUUCAACAAAGGCGGGAGUACAUAGACAAGUAUGGACCAUAUUUAAAUGAAGAACUAGAAGUUGAUCAAGAUGACUCCUAUGUGUAUAAGAAAAAGAAGAAAACUGCUAUGUUAGACUUACUCCUGUCCGCUGAGAAAGAAGGCCUUAUAGAUAAGUUGGGCGUUCAAGAAGAAGUCGACACGUUCAUGUUUGAGGGACAUGACACAACAGCCGCUGGUCUGACAUUUUGCUUUAUGUUGAUCGCAAACCAUAAGGAUAUUCAGGACAAAAUAGUACAGGAGUUAGACGAUAUAUUCGGAGAUUCGGACAGGCCAAUCAAAAUGGAAGAUUUAUCAAAGAUGAAAUAUUUAGAAUGUUGUAUCAAGGAGUCCUUGCGGAUGUAUCCACCAGUGCACUUCAUCAGCCGCAAUUUGAACGAAGAUACAGUACUGAGUAAAUACACGGUUCCAGCCGGCACUUUCUGUCACAUUCUGAUAUUAGAUCUGCACUACCGACCCGACUUGUUCAAGAACCCGCACCAGUUUGAUCCGGAUCGGUUCCUGCCGGAGAACAGCGUGGGGCGCCAUCCUUAUGCGUACAUACCGUUCAGUGCUGGACCAAGGAAUUGCAUAGGCCAGAAAUUCGCAAUGAUAGAAAUGAAGAUAGCCGUCGCAAAUGUAUUGCGGAACUUCGUAUUGGAACCUGUCACUCGUCCAGCGGAUAUUCGAUUUGUUGCCGAUUUGAUUCUACGAAAUGAUGGUCCGGUGAUCGUCAAUUUCAAAGAGAGACAAAAGACGGCUGCACCUUAUAAUUGUGUUUCAUAUUUUUUUCAUUAUGUUGAUAUGAUUAAUAUUAUACACGUGCCUUUAUUAUGCAUAAGUAUCUUCGAAAGUUAUCGUGUGUUUUGCCAGUUUGUUGAUAUUCACUGGUUCGCUAGGUCGCUAUCAGAUAUGUGGCUGUACCUUUGCGCUUUAAUAAUAUUUUUAUGUGUUCUGGACCUGUGUCUAAACUAUAAUGAACGAGCUCGGAUGAUCAAGAAGUUACCAGGUCCUCCUGAUGAUUUCAUCGUGGGAAAUGGACUCAGGAUUAUCAAAUCUUCAGUGGAUGUGAUGAAAGUGAGAAGAGAAUACGCCAAAAAAUGGAAUGGAAUCUAUCGUAUUUGGGCGUACCCGUUUGGUGCAGUGCUGGUAUUCAAUCCUGAAGAUGUCGAGUUGAUUAUGUCCAGCAUGAAGUAUGGCGAAAAGAGUAUCAUCUACACAAUUUUAAAGCCCUGGCUCCAAGACGGAUUACUGCUCAGUAAUGGUGCAAAAUGGCAGGAACGAAGGAAGAUCCUGACUCCUGCUUUCCACUUCAACAUCCUGCGUCAGUUCUGUGACAUCAUACAAGAGAACACGCAACGUUUUCUGGAAAAAUUGGAACAAACCGCUGGACAAGAUGUGGAUGUUGUACCUUUACUGUCUGAAUAUACACUUAACUCCAUAUGUGAAACUGCAAUGGGUACGCAGCUAUCUGAAGAUCUGACAGGCACAGUCCAGUCAUACAAGCAAGCUAUCUAUGAUCUCGGAUACGUAUUUUGUCAAAGGUUCAUCAGGAUCUACCUUUAUCCUGAAACAGUAUUCAAUUUGACUUCAUUAGGACGUAUGCAAAAACGAAGCGUAAAAACAGUAAAAAACUUUACUGAAGAUGUGAUAAAACAAAGGAGAGAUUACGUGGAACAAUAUGGUUUCCAUACAAUAGGAGAUAAUAACGACAGUGAAGAAGUUUUUGUUUACAAGAAAAAGAAGAAGACAGCUAUGUUAGAUCUGCUCUUGUCUGCUGAGAAGGAAGGACUGAUUGACAAAACUGGCAUCCAAGAGGAGGUCGAUACAUUUAUGUUUGAAGGACAUGACACAACUGCAUCUGGACUGACCUUCAUGUUCAUGUUGCUCGCUCAUCACAAAGACGUCCAAGAUAAAAUUAUAGAAGAGCUGAAUGAAAUAUUAGGCGACUCGGAGCGAUGGCUCACCAUGGACGACUUAGCCAAGAUGAAGUACAUGGAGCGUUGCAUCAAGGAGUCGCUGCGAAUCUACCCGCCAGUGCACUUCAUCAGCCGAAAAUUGAAUGAAACCACAAUACUAAGUGGCUACCAAGUACCAGCUGAUACUCUGUGCCACAUACCCAUUUAUGACAUGCAUCACCGUGAAGAUUUGUUCGAAGACCCGGAGCGUUUCGACCCAGACAGGUUCCUGCCUGAGAACAGCGUGGGGAGACACCCUUAUGCCUACAUACCGUUCAGCGCUGGUCCUAGAAAUUGUAUAGGUCAAAAGUUCGCCAUGUUGGAAAUGAAACUCGCCGUCGCGGAAGUGCUGCGCAAGUUUGAAUUGAAGCCAGUGACGAAACCAUCAGAAAUUGAAUUCAUAGCCGAUCUUGUGCUGAGAAACAAUGGGCCAGUCAAAGUAAAUUUUGUAAAACGAAAGUAAUUAGGUACCAAAAACGUUAGUAUUUUGUAAGUUUCAGUACCUAGAGGUGCUUAAUAUUAAGGUACAAAGAAGCCUCCAAAAGAGGAAUACAAAUGAUGUAAUGUAAUAUCUGUACAUAAGCUACCUAUAUGAUAACUUUUGUUUUCUUUCGACAUGGAAAAUUAUCAUGUAACCCCUGCAUCUAUCGACUCGACGGAUUUCAGUGAAAAGGAGUAUCUUAAAACUUUUAUGAUGUAAAGCUUUGUGUACUAUGACGUGGUAACAUUUUUAAACAAUCCUGCAGCCCUGGCAGGCUUCGGCUCAUAAGAGCCCCGCAGAGGCUUCCGUUUAUGUGUAGUAACAUUUGAAGAAAAUUACAUUUAGGUACUCAUCUGAAUUUUACCGGGCAUUAUGCAUCAUAGUAAAUCAAAGUAAUAAUAAUAUUGUUCAUCAAAACGGGGCGUGUUACUUCGAAAGUUAACGAUCGGCCAUAGGGAUGGAGUAUCUUUUGGAUUGAGUGAUUUGUUACCGUAGUCGCUAUGUUAAACUUUUAGCAGUAAAACUGUUUGUUAAUUAAUUAAAUGAUUUAUUUAUAGA